GAGAAGGGGGCAUGGGGACCGCGGCAGAAGCAGCCCUGCUGUGUAGCACGGUUGCGCGCGAAAUUCUUUUGUGUUUGUCGGUGGAAGACCUCUUCAACUGUGCACGAUAUGAUCCGCUGUGGGAAGAACUCGCCCUACCACUACUCAGCAAGAGGCUUCGGUUCUUCCUACUCUGCGAGGACAAAAUUGACCCUCCCUUUGUGAGCAAGACGUUCACUACUGAGCUACGGUCCCGCCUGCGUAUUGCAGAGAGAGCAUCUCGGAGUCCUGCGCUAGCGAUUGCUUUCUGCUCAGGCACACGUUAUGAUACCAGCAGCCUGAGUUCCAGUUUUCCCGAUGAAGUUAGCGUCGUCCGCAUCGACGUGCGAUGUCCCAUCUGGGUUCAGCAGCACGGACUCGAGGAGCGCCAGGCGGCCUGCCUGUGCCUUCUCGUCUUGUACGAAGUGCCCGGUGCCAUAAUUGAGUGCGAGUGGUCACCGUUUGUCGCCUGCAGACGUCCGGCUGCCAAGGCAGCUCUGUUCAACCGGCUCAGGAGAACGAUGCGACCGGACUGCUUCGAGCCGACGUACCAUCACCCGACCGAGAACUGCCCAGUACGCUUCGCUCUUUACGCUACCAGCGCCUUCUCCAAGACAGUGUUCAAAAACUCGCAGCGCAUGGACCGGAUGGCCAGCUGCGUCUUGUGGACCUCGUGCCUCAGAGUCCUCAGCCCUCCCUCUCGAAGCCGCUUCCUACCUCACGCCUACUGGGGCGCCAUGAUUUUCGGCGAAAGCGUCCGGGCGACGACCGUCAAAUUCAGAGAGCGCACGGCGCUGCCUCGAAUGUACGAACACCUGGAAGACCUGCGGUGCGCGUUCGGCGACCUCGAGGGCGCCCUGGUCCUUGUCCUGCAAGAGAAUGACCUGAGCACGUUCGUGAUGGAAGCGGUGUGCAACAUCUUCGCCGGUGCCACCGCGAUCGUGGGAACGUCGUGCGGGCUAAGCCUGGACGAGAACGUCUUCGUCGCCACCGAACCGCACGAAGCCUCUGGAGCUUCGAUGUGCCUCAAAAGUCCAGUCGUGGUUGCCCUCCUGGACACUUUUAAGACGUAGCUUUCGUUUUUAUUCAUCAGCAUUACGAUUCAUAUAUGCCUACUUCAGGCGUCUUCUGUCUCCCGAGUGCAGCAAGAAUUCGUCAUUUUUGGUGCCCCCCCCCCCAUUUCAAUGAAUAGGUCUCCUGAAUGCUGGAAAAUUAUUAACUUGGCACUCUCCUGCGAAAUUCUUGUGGGCCUGGUCCUCUGGAAACAUUUUUGUAAAAUCUUGUAACUGUGUCAAUUGCAUAAGUUCUACAGAAUGCACUUCUUUUGUUCUUCA
Dermacentor andersoni is the source of this 1352-nucleotide messenger RNA. RefSeq lists its product as uncharacterized. Lineage: Eukaryota; Metazoa; Arthropoda; Arachnida; Ixodida; Ixodidae. The record is from RefSeq and is a predicted model, not a curated record.